GGAGCGUUGCCAGGCGCAACACAACACAGCUCCUGGUGCAUCACAGAGGUUUCUGGGGCAACUGCAUUGUGCUGCAUCUCCUUCCUCCCACCAGCCAGAGCUGCUGCAUUGCCAUGGCAGCCUCCAAGGAAAGCAGCAUCUUCCCUUCCCAUCCCUACCAUAUCCCUGGCUACGAGGGCUUCAUCCCCCAGUACCGCUUCCAGGCCGGGGAGACCUUCGGCAGAGCCACGCACCGGCUGCUGAGCGGCCCCACCGCUGCCCGCGGCCCCACCGCUGCCCGCGGCCCCCGCGCUCUGCCCGCGCCGCUGCAGAAGCCGGAGGUCAUUGAGGACUUCAGUGGGGACAAGCACGGAGGCCAGGGCCGCCCCCCCGGGCACCCAGGCUCCUUUCCUUCGCUACAAGGGGCUGAAGUCCAGGGUGAUGGGAACCCCCCACUCAGCCUCUCCUCCCCCUUACCUCGCUGUCAUUCCACAGGGUGCUUUCCCUAUGAGAGAGCUGGGGCUACAGCGACCUUCCCUGACCCACUCCUUCAGGCCAGGCUGCCUCGGCUGAAGCCGGAGCUGGCCGAGGAAGAGCUGACCAUGAUGCAGACGGACCCUGAGCCCCGGGAGCACCCCGGCGAGCACGUCCCGAGGACACAGGUGCUUCGGGAAUACCCCCCCAGUGUUCCACGCUAUCCUGAGGCCGAAGGGCGAGAGUGGCUGACACGAAGGUGUGGACCCGGCCAGUGCGGUGGUGCCUGGGCAGGAAGCGCACCAGGGCAGGUGACAUUGCCACCGCUGACCCAGGAGCCCAUGAGAACCAACGGGGCCGAGGAGGAGGAGUUUUGGUUGGCAGAAACAGAGCUAUCAAACGUGAUCCAGCAGAAAGUCAUCACAGGGUACACUGGAUUCAUCCCCCGCCUCUCCUGGUUUCAUGGUGUGAACUACAUCCGGAGCGUGGAGGAAGCAAUGAAGGAAUUUGACCAACACCAGUUUAUGUUGAGAAACCCAUGUUACAGCUUUGGCAAGAGGUAUCCCCAGACUUACUGGCCUACCAAUAGAAUUUACACCAGUGCUGGACUGAUACCUUCCUACAUGGGCUUUGUACCAGAGCUCCGGAACGUCUAUGCACUGACUUAUGGAAACAGCACCCGAAAAGCUUACCAAAAGGAACAAGAGAAACGAGCUCGUGCACUGUGAAAAAUGCUUUAAUGGUGCCUGUACAGCAGUUGAAGUGACUUUUGAGACAUAAAGAGGAACACAACACAGA
Messenger RNA from Neopsephotus bourkii (Bourke's parrot), 1251 nucleotides. It is a transcript of the gene CIMIP2A, whose product is annotated as ciliary microtubule inner protein 2A. The record is from RefSeq and is a predicted model, not a curated record. The transcript has 7 exons. NCBI's taxonomy places the organism in Eukaryota, Metazoa, Chordata, Aves, Psittaciformes, Psittacidae. Bases 114 to 1181 code for a protein of 355 amino acids.